Molecule: messenger RNA, 954 nt
Organism: Balaenoptera musculus (blue whale)
Lineage: Eukaryota; Metazoa; Chordata; Mammalia; Artiodactyla; Balaenopteridae
Product: ubiquitin-conjugating enzyme E2 J1-like
Exons: 4
Coding region: 33-791 (252 amino acids)
Biological process (GO): ubiquitin-dependent protein catabolic process; protein polyubiquitination
Cellular component (GO): nucleus
Molecular function (GO): ubiquitin conjugating enzyme activity
Source: RefSeq, a predicted model, not a curated record
CCACUACUGUCAGGAGUAUGUGACAGCCUGGGAUGGAACACGGCGGGGGGGUGGGUCAGAGGGCAUGGCUGCGGUACCUCCCGGGUGCUCGGCGGGUCCCUGUUAAACCAACGAGCGCCCCUCUCUCCGCCAGCCUCCCUAGACCCUCACUGACCCGAGAGGUUGGGUCGCGGGUCGGCAGAGACCAGGGGAGAGGCAACCGGCAGCGCGGCCGCUCCGGGUCGCCAGGGUCGGCUCCGCUCGCCGGCGCCGGGACGCGCCGAGACGCGCCACAAGCAGAACGCCGCCCCAUAGUGCCCCGCGGCGCGCACGCGCAGGCAACCAUUCCCAGCUUGAAGCCCAGCGCGGCGGCCGAGCCGGCCGGGGGCCGCCUCUGGCAGCCCCGGGCCGGACGCCCCUGUCCCCAGCAGCCGGGGCACGAUGGCGCUGAAGCGGAUCCAGAAGUGUUCCACUGGCAGGCCACCAUCAUGGGCCCGAAUGACAGUCCUUACCAAGGAGGAGUUUUCUUCCUGACCAUCCACUUUCCUACCGAUUAUCCUUUCAAGCCCCCAAAGGCAGUGGGCUCUGGUAGAUGUUUACCAGCAUGGUCCCUCCACACUUGGGCCCAGAUGCCUUCAAGACACAGCUGCCCUCAGAGUGUGAAGGACACUGACCAUUUGGAGCCCUGCUUUCGUGCCCUGGAUCUGCUAUCCAAGCGCACCAGGAGAGCAUCAAGAAGUAAAGAAGAUCUGAGUCUAUCCACGUGCAAGAACAGUAUACAGCUUUGUGUGAAUGACAGAGCAAUUUGCUAAGGAGAAGAGAGAAGAGUCCUAGGAAUGACCUGUGGAGACAUCUCACAUUCUCAAACCAAGGAACAACCAACAAGAGGGAGAUGGCCAAAAGGAAAUAGGAACUCAGGAAAAGCAGGAGUGGGAGGGAGAGGGACGUGGACAGGAUCUACACACAGCAGCCAGA